UAUUCCCUAGGAAGAACCAGCUCGGCGCCAUGUCUCGUACUUCAAUUCAAAGGAGCAAGUAUAAUGUUGGACUGUUCUUUAGAUGUGUCAACUCUGCAGCACUUUAUGCCUCUUUCAUUAGUGAACAAGUGAGUUUAUCGAUUUUGAGGUACUUACAAUUACAACCACAAUUUCAAUUAAGAAUUCACGGUUUUCAGUAAACCUGAAGGUGUGCGAGUAACAUUUUUUCCUUGUAAUAUUUAUGUAAAUAGUGAAAGAACAAGUCAGCUAAAACCAUGGACAACCAGGGAACUCCAGGAUAUUGAGGGAUUUUCUGCCCAGAAUGUAAGUUGUUUAUGAUAUGACUUCAUUCCCAGAGAUGGAGAUCUCCAAAUCUGGAGAUUUUUUUUCAGACCAGCACCCCCCCCCCGACCGAAUUCGUCAAUGCGCCCCCCGAAAAUGUCUCUUUUGAUUUAGACCCCCUAAUCCCCCCCCUCCAGGUGAUUUUGCAGGAAGAAUGUGGAUCUAUCUGUCAGUGACUUCAAUUGGUUGAAUCAGACUCUCCCCUAUAUAGGAGUAACAAACAAGAAACUUUCUUCUUUUUGUUUGGAAUGAACAACAUGCAUCACACAAGAAAAUGAAGCCAGAAACGAAAUACAAGCAUAAGAAGCUGGAUGAUUUUGAAAUUUUGGAAUAUAUGGAGCUUAGUUUUUUGUGGGCAACUGAUCCAAACUUCCUUUUAUCCAGGAAUUUUGGUCAUCUGUACAGGAGGGCCAGAGAUUGGCUCUGUAUCCAGGAGACUUUGGAAUAAUCCGCGAGAGUUGGCAUAUAUGAUCCCAUAUUUUCCAUAAUUCCUUAUAUCAUUCCAUACUGUCUGUUAUGCUGUUGUUUAGCCCUUUGGCCUGAAAGAGGGAUAAGCAUUUGAUUUUAUCCUACAAUAUCACCCCUGAAUCACACAUGAAGGUUAUGUGAAUAAGGGAAAUGAUCACCAAAUAAAGAAGCUCUCAAUUGUUAAACAAGUUCUCCAUGUAAGCAACUUAGAAAAAGUAUUGAGAAAAUGCAUACUGAUGGUAGAAUGUAAAGGAAUUAACAUGUCUAUGUAUCUGACACUGCUCAAUUCAAUACUCCUCAGAACUUAAAGGAAAUUGGUGGGAAAGUAUUCAUAGAUGAGGAACCAGAAAUUUGCCCUCCAGAGGUAAUUCAGAUGAUAUUGAAAUGCAACACUUUGCUUUUUAAACUCUCAUGAAGUGCUCAGUAAUUAUGGUAAAAAUAUAACAUUCUUGAAUUGGAGAAAGAAAACCACUUAUUUUAAACUCCUGUAACCUCUAAGAGUGAUUGGCAUCUAACAUUUUUUUACAGUGUUCUUGCUGAAUCAAACAUUAAGGUUAUGAGAAUGGAGGAAAUUAUGGCUUACUAGAGAAACUUGUGAUAGGUGAAUUAAUUCUCCAUGUCAGCGCCAUAUGAAAUGUAUAUAAAACAGUGUGGAGAAUAUGGAUACCCAUGUUAGGGUGCAAAGGGUUCAUUGAAGGAGUUAACCCAAAGAAGAAGAGGAAGCAAUUUGUUGUCAAAGCUAGUAAUGCACCUUUUGAAAAACAGAAGGAAAGAUUGCCAUGGAGAUAUCUCAAGCUUGACAGUCUUUGUUAACUUUAAUUUUUGUUUGGCCUAAUUAGGAUAUUAACUUUAGUUGGUGAUUAUUUCCUUUAAUUUGAUAGGAUUGUCUGCUGGAUAUUUCCACCAUUGACAUCAUUCUUAUAUCUAAUUACCAUUUCAUGUUGGCAUUACCUUUCAUAACAGAGGUAAGUUGUAAUUGAUAAUGUCGCCGGUCAGUCCAUGGAUAAUUUGGAUCAUUCCUAAUAAAACUUUUCAGCAAAUUAAAAAUUAAAAGGAACUUCUAGGAGUGUUCCAAAUAGGAGUCUAACAUACAACCUUCUGAUUAGUACCUUGGAUACUUCACCACUAAACUGUACAAGUCUGGUGGCAGGCUGGCUGUUUAAUUAGGCUCUUGAUGAUGAACUUCUCAUAUACUUCUAGGAAAGGGAGGUUGAUAUGAUGUCAAUAUGUAAUGCUUCUGCGCAGUGACAAUGUGAGUGGAGAUGCAUGGUAGAUGUUUUUGUUGUGACUUUUCUUUCACUUUUCCUUAGCAUUCAGGAUUCAAAGGAAAAAUCUAUGCCACUGAACCAACAGUUCAGAUUGGAAGGUAAGAAUUGUGCUGAUCUGUGUGGUGUACAAAGAGGGUAAGUUUCUAAAGAAACUGUGGUGUUGCAUUGGUGGGAAAGUAUAACAGGGUAACCAAGUACUAUAAAUUGCUCUGUUGAAAGGCUAAUGCUUGAAGCAUUACAUUAUCAGCUCAGUUGACAAUAAUUAAUUACCCUGUGUGAUGUACUGACAGGUAAUUUAUUAAGUGUCCUUUAAAAGUCUGAGACCUUGUUUCUUGCUUAUGUCCUUGAUUGUGAGAAUCUAAGUUAAAAUGUGUAAGCAUGUUAUUUUAUUGAGGAAUUUUAUCUGCAGAGAACUAAUGUUAGAGAUGGUGGUGUAUGCAGAGCGAGUUCCAAAAGUGAGCAAAGGAAACAUGUGGAAGGACAAUGAAGUUUUAAGGUUUGUUUUGUUAUUUUUAUGUUCCCAGGUUCCUAAAACAACGCAAUGAGUCAACACAACACAAUGACUUAGUCAGGUCUUAAAAUGGACCUUUUGAGCGGGAUUUUCAGCACAUUUCUGUUAGGCUACCACAUCUUCUUUAAGAUCCGGUAAUGGUCUACCAAAGUAAGUGAAGACUGAGUUAACAAGGUCACAAUACUUUUGGGGCUGGCACUUUAGCAGUUCCUUUAAUUUUUUUUUCUUUUUCUUUUUUUUUUUUUUUCAUUUAAUAUUUUGUUGUUUCAGAUGUCUUCCUCCUCCUCUGUGUGACUUAAAGGGGACAAAGUCAUGGAAAGUACUUUACAGGUGAAUCUUGAAAUUACAACAACUGAAGUUAUUCAAAGGUGAUUUAUAAAUGAUAUUCUAGUUGACAGCUUCUGUUUUAGUGUAUUGUAUUCUAACUUGAUAAAAAAAAUUUAAAAAUUGAUCAAUCCCUUCAGGUAAGAUUUACAUGUAGAUCAUAUCAGCUCCAAAAGCAUUGAGAGCCACCAAAUUCUUGGUAUAUCCUCAAUUGAGGCUUGCAAAAAGAUGAAAUUUAGUUUGUUGCAUGGACGAGUUUUUGAACCAAAUAUGAAAUUCUGAGAAUGUGCCUCAGAAACACCCAUUUCAGAACAGUUUGUGAUCCAGGCUCAUGAAAAAUCCUAAGGAAUGCAGGGAGGCCUAUAUGUAUGAAUUUGAAACAAAAUCACUGCUCAAAAUCAUCUUUGUAACUUUUGUCAUUUGAAAUAACUGUUGUCUCAUGCAAAAUGAUUUCUUUCCUUUGGCACAUUCCUUAUGACAGCAAAAAAGAUGUAAAGGCUUCAGUAUCAAAGAUUCAGAAUGUUGGAUAUUCAGAGAGAAUUGUAAGUAUUGUCAGAAAAGGCUGAAAUGUAUUAUAUUUCACAAUUUUAACUCCCUGUUACUUCCAUCCAAAGAGAGCAGGAUCAGAUUGCUAAUACCAAAAUGUUGUGCUUACAAUUUCUCUUGUUUUGGUUUUCAAUCUUAAACCAGUUUGAAUUUCACUUUUCAUUGUUUCUGUUGAUGACAAUGAAUUCCUAACAAACAAAUGUCUAAUCAAACUGAUUUGAAUAGUUUUAAACCAAGGAAAAAUUUUGUUUGACUGCUUUCAAAUCUCAACUCUUUUCAAUGUAGGAUCUGUUUGGUAUUCUAAAGCUCACUCCCCUCAGUUCUGGAUAUUGUUUAGGAAGCUGUAACUGGGUCAUAGAAUCUGACUAUGAAAAGGUAUGUUAAAUGAAAUUAGUUUUGAUUUGUUAUUGUAACACAAUAUUGGGAAGCUUAGUAUUACUAAUACUUUUUUUAUAACUUGAAUUGAAGCACUGGUGUACAAAACCAACUUACCUUUACAGUGUGUAUCAAAUUUAAGCUGGUGUUUAAAGUUUAUUAUAGUUUAUAAUGUUUGUACCUUUUUCAUUCUUUUGGUUGGUUUUCCCUUUUAUUAAAGAAGUAAUAUUAUUGUACAGAAAAAAAAAUUGAAAAACAAAACAAAACAAACUAUUUUUAUGACAUUAUGUAUAUGUUUAACUCAUUUUCCCUCCUAUAACACAUGUGCAGUACUGAAUGAAAAAAACUUAACUUUUAAUAAACACAAGAUGUUUGUUUAUAACAGGUCAUUUAUAUUUCUUGUUCAUCGACAUUCACCACUCAUCCUCUUCCAAUGGACCAGUCCAUGCUGAAGAACAGUGAUGCCUUAAUUAUGACUGGCAUCACACAAGCUCCCACUGCAAACCCUGAUGCCAUGCUGGGGGAAUUCUGCACUCACCUAGGUAAAUACAACAAAUACAACAACAUGGGAAUGUACAGUUAAGGUGUUUCAAAGUCAAAUAUCUUAUGCAAUCUAGGCUGUAUUACCCUUGGACCCCUAAGAGUGACCAACAUUUAAUUUCUCCCUACAAUUUCUCCCCUGAAUCAAACAUUAAGGUCAUGAGAAUAAAGUAAAUGAUCACCAACUUAAGAAGCUCUUGAUUGUUUGACAAAUUCUCUUUGUCAGCACCUUAGGAAAUGUAUAGAGAACAGUAUGGAGAAUAUGCAUACUGAUGUUAGGGUGUAAAGGGUUUAGAGAAGCAUGGUGUAGUGAUAUGAUUUAUAAUUGUUUGUUUUCUUCUUAUUCUACAGCUACCACUUUACGAAAUGGAGGAAAUGUUCUUGUGCCUUGCUGCCCCUCUGUAAGUUGUUUGAUAAGGCUAGUAUGUUGUUUGACAUAUCGACCAACAGUCAUUAAUUACACCUGCAGAAUAUCAAAAUGGUGUUAAAUUCAAUGAGUACAGGCAAGAAUGUGAAAUGAUAUAGAAAUGUACAAAAAUGCUUGUGGAGAAAUAAUUGUUUCCUUGAACUAUGAGUUUGUAAAGUAUUUGAAAUCAGAGAAUGGAUAAAAAGGCAACGCUUUAAUUGUCUUCCUUACCCAGCCUCUUUAUCUUCCAUUCCAAACUUCCUCCUCCAUCAGAGGUUUAAAUAAAAGCAAUCUUUCACUUAUAAGAUCUUUCACCACCUUAGCUUGUUUAGCUUGUCAGCAAAGUCUCAUGUUUGAGUUUCACCUUAUGGCAUAGCCACCUAUUGCAGCAGCAACUGCAGCUUAUGGGAAAAUUUAUUGGAACACCACUUUCCAUGUCUUCAUGGCACAUUCUCCAGCUUCCUUUCAAUUACCUCAUGCCAACUAAUUCUUUUUUUUUUUAAAUCACAGGGUGUUCUGUAUGAUCUUUUUGAGUGUUUGUACUCAUAUAUGGACGGUGCCAAUCUUUCAGCCAUUCCAAUCUACUUCAUCUCUCCCAUUGCAGAUAGUUCUUUAGCUUACUCUAAUAUUUUUGCAGAGUGGUAAGUGAAAAGAAUUGACUCAACUUUGCAUUCGUUUUCUCCCUUUGGAAAAAUUAGUUGUAUUGUUUCCCUGAGGUGAUCAGCAUUGAAAGAGGCCCCAAGAAAGGAAGGAGCUCUGAAAUAUUGUUGACAGUAAUAAGAUACAACCAAACAAGCAUUUCUUAUUGUAUAUAUCCUUUUAUCCCUUCGAGUGACCGGCAUCUAAAUUGAUCUGUACAGAAAUAGUGCAAAAUCAUUCAUUAAGAUCGCGAGAAUUAGGGAAAUGAUCUCCAACAUGAAGAACCUUGUUAAACAAAUUCUCCUUGUCAGUACCAAAGGAAAUGUAUAGAGAAAACUUGGGAGAAUAUGGAUACUGAUGUUAGGGUGUAAAAAUUAAGGAGGGAUUUUGUAAAGAAAUUGUGUUGCUGCAUCGGUGAAAGGUAUUACAAAAUAAUUUGGUUUUAUCAAUUGAGUUGUUAAUUUGAAUCGGCCUACGGGGGAGAGGUCUUAAGUAGACAUUUAAAGCAUCACCCCUUCGUCAGAGAGAAAAUGAAGUCCUCCUAUCUCUGUGGAAGGCAUUGACCAAUUUCUUCUCUUUUUUAAGGCUUUGUCAGAGUAAGCAAAGCAAAGUUUAUCUACCAGAGCCACCAUUUCCACAUGCUGAGGUACAUGUACAGAGCCUUGCUCUUGUUUUACAAAUUUUAACCCUUUUAAUCCUCCAGAUAUACCAGCUAUCUACAAAAGACUUCCCUUUUGGAUCGUCAUGAGGGUUUGGUGUCACGCCAUCCUCGGAGAUCCAGGGGCUGUGAGUCGAUUUCAAGUCGGGCUCUCCCGCCCUGAAUUGAAAUCGACUAACAAUUCCUGGGUCUCCGAGGAUGGUGUGACACCCUAACCACAUCGCCUUGCUGAUUGAGCGCUUUUCGAGCGUCGAAAAAACAAAUCUUACGAUAUCACAGCAGCCAAUCAGGUGUACGAAAAAUAUCACGAGGAGCCAGUGAGAAUCCAGAGUAAAGAAACGCAAAAAGCUUCAAGCGCGGGAAAACGUAAGAGAUUGGUUUUAGUUCUGGGUUUGAUUGGUUUAAAAAGUGGCGCGAAUCUUUUUGGACCAGUCAAAAUGGAAGUAAAAAAAAACCGAAAUAUUUGCGGAUUACCUUCGAUAUCCAGUUGAAAACGUAUUUGUGUCAAUUGAACAAAUAAAUUCCGAUUUUCUAUGCGUCCGUCCGGAAAAGAUAACAGAUGACGUAAAAAAUGGGGAAGAACGAAAGUCGAAAAAGUGGUACAGGAGGCACAGCUACGUGUGGCACUGAUAUUCUUACCACCUUUUAAGCCAUUUUCUAUUUUUUUUUUAACAGCUUGUGAAAGCAAACCGUCUGAAACACUUUCCCAGCAUCCAUGGUAAGAUAGCUUACAUUUUGACUUCUCCAGUUUUCUUAUCAUCUUUGAGUGAAGUGCUGUAAACUGAGUAUUGUUCCCAAUAAUGACCUCGAACUCGAGCAGACCAUUUUAAACCAGUGAGCAGCCGAUACAAUUGCUACUGUUUUAAUUAAUCCUUGAAAGUUUUAGAGUUCUUCCUUUCUCACCAGAGCCUAGUUACAUUGGUAUGAUUAUUACAUUGCAUUCGGCUGCCCCACCCAAUAUUGAAUGAUUCUUUGUGCGAUCACCGAAUGUUGUAGAAUUUUGCAAAGUCACGUAUUAGUUUUUGGUGUUGCUUUUGGGUUUUUCGCUUCUAUACAUCAUUCCUCUACGAUGUAAAAUUGUCUUUCUAAGCCAUUCGAAAGCAGACUCCUUACCUUUAAAAUCAUAUAUUCCCCGCCGCCCGUGGGUGACCGGGGGGGCGGGAGGGGGCGUGUCAAAGCUUCGAAUUGAUCGAUGCAUAAGCCAUUCGUUGCACGUAAACGUGUCAUUAUAUUGGGGUGACUAUGCCUGUGAACAUCGCCAGUUUCAUAAAGAGUGAUUUUUGCAGAUGGAUUGAGCAGUUGUUUCAAGACGCCCUGUGUCGUAUUUACUGGACAUCCAUCGUUAAGAUAUGGAGAUGUAGUGCACUUCAUGGAACUUUGGGGAAAAUCAAAUGGAAACACUGUUAUAUUCACUGGUAAGAAAAGUUUCCUUGAUUAUGACACUCCCUUUAGAAACCGCUUUGUUUAGAAAACCAUAUGCCGUUUUCUAUAUAAUUUUGUUUCAGUUUGACGAGUCAAAUUAAAUGUCUUCCUUUUAGAGCCAGAGUUUCCAUACCUCGAGGCUCUUGCUCCAUAUCAACCUCUAGCAAUGAAGGUAGGUGUGUUAACCCUUUAACCCCUAAGAAUGACUAACAUCUAACUUCUCCUUACAAUAUCACCCCUGAAUCAAACAUUAAGGUCAUGAGAAUAAAGGAAAUGAUCACCAACUAAAGAAGCUCUUGAUUGUUGAACAAAUUCUCCUUGUCAGAACCCUUGGAAAUGUCUAGGGAGUAGUAUGGAGAAUAUGCAUACUGAUGUGAGGGAGUAAAGGGUUAAUCGUGUUAAAUGUAAUUAAACAAAUAAAUUAACGAAUCAAUUGAGAGGACGGGCGAAAAAAUCUUCGGAAGGGAGAGGAGGUAAGGUCGACCUUCUUGCUUGUGCUUCGAGCGCCCUCGCCGGUCCACUCUUUCAGGAGCUAGGGAAUUGUUCUAUGUACCUCGAUAACUUCAGACUAAAAGCUGCAAACAAAAGUAAUUAAGUUGUAUUUUUCCGCACAAACACACAUUAAAUUUCAAUUUGGGUUAUUGUUCAUGUUUCCUUUUGUAGGCUUGUUACUGUCCGAUUGAUCCAAGACUUAAUUUUACACAAGCUAACAAACUUAUUCGUGAACUUCAGGUCAGUACUUAUACAUCGAUGACAGUUAUAGAGAGGUUUGAGUGGAACAGUGAAACUUUUUCCUUCGCGGAAGAUUGCUCUCUUGUACUUAAAGUCACGUAGCUUAGGCGGCGAAUUGAAAAUUUCUCCGGUUACUUGCAUCCUCCACAAAUCCCACCUCUCGCUAAAACGGUUAUGUUUUUGUUACCUUUUCGGGUUAUUUCCUUCUUUUAUUUUUCUGAACUCCUCAUUUCUUAAACCUCGUUUUUAUUAGCUCCCGUACAGCUUUUUAAAGGUUGUAUUGGGGUCAAUUGUGAUAAUUAUCUCUUUACUUUUACUCUUCAGUCCUAACUAUUUUAAAUUUUCGAAUGUGAUAUUUAGAGAAAGAUACGGUAUCAUUAUUACUUUUUGUUCGUUUUUAUUUCAGCCUGGUCAGCUUGCUAUACCGGACACAUACACCAGAGCACCGGAUUUAUUGCCGCACAGAACAGACUUAACCAUUCAAGAUACGGUAAACGAUUUUGCUCUAACAGAUGUUCAUCGCGGGCAAUGAUCAGAAGACGUCCUUGCACGAGUAAUCACUUGUGAACAAGAGAGGAGCGAUUUUCUAGACUGAACCACCCGAAAGGCCUUACUCCUAUGUUAACUACUUUUAGUAUGCUUAGCAAGCGGUUUUUCGACGCAGGUUGAAAAUCGAUCUAUGAAAAUGUUGGACAGUUUCCUUCCCAGACCAUCGCAGCCUACGAUUCCUAGCGCGAGUAAAACUGCCAGCAACGCAAGCUAAGCUGCUCUCAAGUUUUAUUUAGACUUCAGGUGUCUGGCGUUGCGGCAAUAAUGUUAUAUGAACCUCGCGUGUUGCAUGUGUCACUGGAGAACGAUUGUCCCUUGGAAUGCCUUUAGAGCAAAUUUGAUUUACGAUUUUUUAUUUUGCCUUUUUUAGGAGUGCAAGAUCUCGACGUUUAGCCAUUUGGAUGUUCUAUCGCUGUCGGUGAAAAGAGAGUUUGAGAAAGUUGUCUUAUCGAACGAGGUUAGUUUGCAUCUUUAAGGUAGAGACAAUCUACGCAAAGAAUUCUUCGCCGGCGUUUGAUGUCAAGUGCUGCUUUUCAUAGUUAAGAAUUUACGAAGCUUUCGCGAGGCCAGAGAAUAGGUGUGCAAAGUAAGGUUGGCCUUCGAAGCGCAGUCUUUUUGCGCUCACCCGAAGCCAAGCGGGGUUCGCUUGUACUGAUCGCAUUAAACACUCGAUGAAACAACACAAUGGCGCCAUCCUUACUUAAUUUCUAACUUGAAUGGUCACCAGAGCCUAGACCAGUGUCUGAUUUUGGACGCUAGUGUCUGAUUUUAGCAUUAUUUCCAGUUUUAGACACUUAAGUCUGUGUUUAGACAUUAGUGUCCGAUUUUGGACGCUAUAGUGUUCGAUUUUACACCGAAGUGCCCAAUUUUAGACACAAUCGGCCGAUUUUGGAUAUUAGUGUCCGGUUAAGACACUAGUGUCUGCUUUAAGACAUUAGUGUCCGAUUUUAGGCACUAGUGUCCAAUUUUGAACACUAGUGUCCUAUUUUAGACACAAGUGUCUGAUUUCGGAUUCUAGUUUCUGAUUGUAGACAGUAUGGCCUGAUUUUAGACAGUAUGGCCUGAGUUUAGACAGUAGGGCCUGAUUUUAGACAGUAGGGCCUGAUUUUAGACAGUAGGGUCUGAUUUUAGACAGUAGGGCCUGAUUUUAGACAGUAGGGUCUGAUUUUAGACACUAGUCUUCGAUUGUAAGUAAAUAGUAACCGUUGUAACAUAAAUCGACCAGAAGUGUUGCAACUUUCCUACGAUAGGAUGCCAGCGCAUUACUUUUUUUCUUCCACGCCCUCUUAAACACACAAACACCAGUGGACUGUUAGGUUUCCUUGGCUCUCAGUUGGCUGAUUUCUCGGUGAAGAGAGGCGUCUUUAAAGCUAUGUUUAUUGAUGAUAUUUACCAAACAAGUCAGUCAAAACAUGUGGAUACAUUCUGAUAUGCUUUCCUUUUUCAGUUGGCCAGCAGGCUCCACCCUCAGGAAGUGAGACAUGGUAUCGCAGUAACCACUGUUACGGGAACCUUGGUAUCGAAAGACAACAGAUACACUCUUGAACCGUUAGAUCUCACGGGCGACGGAUUUAACAAGACAAAGUAAGUCGCUUAAACCUCUACACCCUAACAUCAGUAUUCAAAUUCUCCUUACUGUUCUUCAUACAUUUCUUGAGAAACCGACAAGGAGAAUUUGUUUAACAAUCAAGAGCUUCUGUAGCUGGUGAUCAUUUCCUUUAUUCUCAGGAUAUAAUGUGUGAUGCAGAGGUGAUAUUGUAAGGAGAAAUUAGAUGCUGGUCACUUCUAGAGGUCAAAGGGUUAAGUUUAUAGUUAGGACCAAUUUUAAGUGUCUUUAAAAAUAGAGUGUAUGUUGCUCUGACGAAUAUUUCUCUCGCAAUACUUUUUUUUCUGGAAUUUAAGUCUUUUUUGUCUUAAUGUGAAAUUCUUUUUUCUUCAUACAGGGAUUCAAAGGCGGAAUCUAAAACAGGCCAGAAGUCCUGUCAUUUAUGGGGGAGCGUACUCGUGGAAGAUCUCGUAAAGUCUUUAGCGAAGGUGAAGUGUCAUUACAAGGCUGCAUCGCAUAGCUGCCGAAACUCAUCAAUACGGAGAAAUAUUUUUAUUAGAGAUGUUUUAUUACUACUUUCUCAGCGCCCAAAUCUUGCUCACUUUUUGCCGUUUUUGUCUUCUCAGCGUGGUAUUGAGGACGUUAACGUGGAUUCUGAUCAC
Messenger RNA from Pocillopora meandrina, 10988 nucleotides. The record is from the annotation of a GenBank genome assembly. Lineage: Eukaryota; Metazoa; Cnidaria; Anthozoa; Scleractinia; Pocilloporidae.